AACUUCCGAGAAGAACCGGCAGUAAUCUGAAGGCGUAAAAUCUCCCAAAAUGCAUAUGUUACGACGGGACAAGAAAGAGGAAGAGGAUGGUGGGGGAAAUCCUUUCCACAAUAUAGAAAAAAGCAGUGUGUUGCAAGAGGCAAGGACCUUCAACGAAUCACCUAUAAAUCCAAGAAAAUGUGCUCAUAUCCUCACCAAGGUCUUAUACCUGAUCAACCAGGGUGAGCAGAUUGGGGCAACAGAAGCUACAGAAGCAUUUUUUGCCAUGACGAAGCUGUUUCAGGCCAAAGAUCCAAUCCUGCGACGUCUUGUUUACCUUGGGAUUAAGGAAAUGUCCAAGAUUGCCCAGGACGUAAUCAUCGUCACCAGCAGUUUGAUGAAGGACAUGACAGGAAGAGAAGACCAGUUCAGAGGCCCAGCCAUCCGUGCCCUUUGUUCCAUCACAGAUACGACAAUGUUGCAGAGUAUUGAGCGUUACAUGAAACAAGCUAUCGUGGACAAAGUCACAUCUGUGUCCAGUGCAGCCCUAGUCUCCUCACUGCAUUUGAGUAAAUGUAGCCAGGAUGUGACUAAGCGUUGGGUGAAUGAGGCACAGGAAGCCGUGUCAAGUGACAAUAUUAUGGUCCAGUACCAUGCCCUAGGACUGCUGUAUCACAUCAGGAAAUAUGACAGACUGGCUGUCACCAAACUAGUGACAAAGUUUUCCAAGCACUCCCUCAAGUCUCCCUACGCCUACUGUCUACUGAUCAGAAUCGCAAGUAAACUUAUGGAAGAGGAAGGAGUUGGAACUGACAGCCCCAUGUUUGACUUCAUUGAAAACUGCCUGCGCCACAAGAGUGAGAUUGUCAUUUACGAGGCAGCCCAUGCCAUAGUGAAUUUAAAGAACACAUCUGCCAAAGAGCUGGCCUCUGCAGUACCUGUUCUCCAGCUCUUCUGUAGCUCAGCCAAGCCCACACUUCGGUUUGCAGCCAUCAGGACUCUCAACAAGGUUGCCAUGAAACAUCCAGCUGCAGUGACAGCCUGUAACUUAGAACUGGAGAAUCUGAUCACUGAUUCUAACCGAAGUAUUGCUACACUGGCCAUUACUACUCUGCUGAAGACAGGAAGCGAAAGCAGUAUUGACAGACUGAUGAAACAGAUUUCCAGCUUCAUGAAUGAAAUCUCGGAUGAAUUCAAAAUCGUCGUCAUUCAGGCUAUACAGUCACUAUGCCAGAAGUUUCCAAGAAAACAUCCUGUUUUGAUGAAUUUCCUGUCCUCUGUCUUGAGGGAUGAGGGUGGUUUUGAGUAUAAGAAAGCAAUCGUAGACAGUAUUAUAACUAUCAUAGAGGACAACCCAGAAGCCAAAGAAGCAGGACUUGCCCACCUGUGUGAAUUCAUUGAGGAUUGUGAGCAUACUGUUCUGGCCACAAAGAUCCUACAUCUUCUUGGUCGGGAGGGGCCACGUACUCCAACCCCCUCCAAGUACAUUCGUUUCAUCUACAACAGAGUCAUCCUUGAGAAUGCUGCUGUACGAGCAGCCACUGUGACAGCUCUGGCUAAGUUUGGCGCACACUGUGAGGAGCUUUUGCCUAGCUGUAUAGUCCUUCUGGAGAGGUGUUUGUUAGACACAGAUGAUGAAGUGAGAGACCGAGCUACAUUUUAUGUACAUACUCUCAAGCAGCAGCAGAAAUCACUCAAGUCUACCUACAUCCUCAACGGCCUACAGGUUUCUGUGGUGGGACUAGAGAGAGCUUUACACCACUACACAAUGGAGCCAUCCGAGACUCCUUUUGAUGUCAAGUCUGUCCCACUAGAGACUGCACCCCUUCCAGACAGUAAACAAGUACGGGAACCUGGAGAGGUCGGGGCACCAAAGGCAGAAAAGGUGGCAGCUUCCAGACAGGAUAUAUAUGCAGAACAGCUGUCUGCUAUUCCAGAGUUUGCUAACCUUGGUAACCUGUUCAAGUCAUCAUCGCUACCUGUACAGCUGACAGAAUCAGAGACUGAGUAUGUUGUGCAGUGUGUUAAACAUACAUAUAGUCACUACAUGGUGUUUCAGUUUGACUGCAGCAACACCCUGAAUGACCAAGUUCUAGAAAAUGUCACGGUACAGGUGGAGCCAGCAGAUGGGUUUGAGGUGCUCAAGUUUGUGCCCUGUGCUAGUUUACCUUACAAUAAACCUGGCACAACCUACACACUAGUUCAUCUACCAGAGGAUCCAACUUUAGUAACAGGAACAUUCAGCUGCACAAUGAAAUUUAUAGUAAAGGAUUGUGAUCCCAACACAGGUGAACCAGAUGAUGAAGGAUAUGAGGAUGAAUAUGUGUUAGAGGAUGUGGAGGUAUCUGUUGCUGACCAUGUUCAGCGUGUUAUGAAACCAAACUUUGGAGCAUCAUGGGAUGAAGUAGGACCAGAGAAUGAACUGGAAGACACAUAUGCCCUGUCUACCAUGAAGACACUUGAAGAGGCUGUACAGAAUAUUAUCAAGUUUAUGGGUAUGCAGCCCUGCGAACGUUCAGACAAAGUACCAGAGGGCAAGUCUUCACAUACUCUGUACUUGGCAGGAGUGUACAGAGGAGGUCAUGAUGCCCUGGUUAGGGCAAAGCUUGCGCUUUCUGAUGCAGGCGUCACCAUGCAGCUGACUGUCCGUUCAACUGACCCAGAUGUGUCGGAGGUCAUGGCCACUGCCAUAGGUUAAAUGGACCUUUGGGUCAAUGUUUUUCUGCCAUCAUGUACCAUGUACAGGGUUUCAGGAACCAUUUAGGUUGUUACAGCUCUCACUGAUUCUGAUGGACAGAUUAGGGGAUAUUCUAUAUUGAUACUUAUCAUAACAAGUGAUAUCACAGCAAAGCAAUUUACUGGUGGUGAAAAUUCUUAUAUAAAUGUUUUUCUUUCUUUUUUUAACGAUCUAUCGUGUAUUCAGGUUUAAUUUGUUAUAGAAUAUUUUUGGAGUUUCAACAUAUAAAUCUGGGUUAUAUGAUGUGAAAUUCAUAUUGAAUUUUAUUAAAUACAUUUGGCCUCCUCUGGAAUUAACUUCACUCAAAUUCUGCCUGUUUUAAGAAAGAUUGAAGAGAUAUUAAGAAAAUGUGUACCAGGUAUUUAAAGUGUUACUAUUAUUUAUUCACAGAGAAGCAAUUCAGUUUACUGCUUCUUACUGAAAAAUGCAACAUUACUGUUAAAAAUUAAGUUAUGAUAUUAUAACUUUGAUGAUGUUUGUCAUUUGUUUAAAUCAUGCUAUGGUAAUGCUAAUAAAAGAUAUC
Molecule: messenger RNA, 3239 nt
Organism: Ylistrum balloti
Lineage: Eukaryota; Metazoa; Mollusca; Bivalvia; Pectinida; Pectinidae
Product: coatomer subunit gamma-2-like
Exons: 24
Coding region: 50-2677 (875 amino acids)
Biological process (GO): organelle transport along microtubule; endoplasmic reticulum to Golgi vesicle-mediated transport; protein secretion
Cellular component (GO): endoplasmic reticulum-Golgi intermediate compartment; Golgi membrane; endoplasmic reticulum
Molecular function (GO): structural molecule activity
Source: RefSeq, a predicted model, not a curated record